AUGAUACGCUGGAAGUACGGAAUUCACUACCUCAUAUGGCUCCUUCUCGUGCUGCAUUUGUCGACGUGUCAAUCAGAUUCCUCUCUGACGACGUCGGCCGAGCAGCACGAGUUGUUUGCCAUCAAGAAGGACUCGUUGUCUCCGUGGUCUCAAAUUCUUGUUUCAUUACCACGGAGGCAUCCUUUGUAUCAGAGUUUUGCUGCCAAGAUUCAAGAUGUAACUGAGAAUAUAUCGGAUGAUGUUAGAGACGCGAACAAAACAUUCGUUUCGUCCGAUGAUUCUCCAUAUAACAUCAGGAUACAUGCUCUGAAACCAGGACACCGAUACUCAAUUGCUAUCCACGGCCAAAAAGAUGGAUCGACCUCCUUGAUAAAAGAAGAAUCGGUUGUUAUGGACCCUCGGGCUCCCGACUUCCGAUCAAUAGAUUCUGAUAUCCAGGUGGCAGAGCACAACAUCACAAUGAGAACAAUUAAGAACGAUUCUUACUUACAAGACUCUUUCUCAAUUGAAUAUCGUCAGAUUAACCCGGAUAAGAAGUUUCCAGUACUCCAGAUUUUGGAUAUUCCGGAGCAGAAGAAUUUGGAAUUUUAUUUGGGAAACUUGAAUUCGGGAUUUGACUAUUCCGUUCGAGUCAUUGCUCAUAAAGACGGAAUUAGCAGUAGACCUUGGAUUUCUACAUUAACCACAAAACCAUCACCGGUCAAAGCAGUAAACAUAAAUCAGAAUUCUGGGUCUUGUGUGGAAGUGACGUGGCAAACGGAUGAGUUCAGUGGUGCUGACUUUUAUACAAUCCAAUAUGCACUCCAAUCAAAUCCAUCAAAUUCUACAAAUAUGACAAUCCCUUCGACCGAAUCGUCGAUUUCCAUUUGUGACUCGAUGCUCCAAGGAGAGGCAUAUCAAAUUGUGGCGACUGUUCAAAAAGGAGGUCAAGUUUCGGACCCAUUGCUCACUAAGUUCCAGUUGAGACCACUUCCACCGAUUGACUUUCGAGUACGCGCGGAUUUAAAGCGUGGAAAGUACAAGAUGCUCGCAGAGCUUCCGACGUCUUCUAAAAUCGACAAGUGUCAGAUUACUGUAGCUGGAGAUGAAGUUGAGAGAUCGAUCAAUUAUGCAAAUAUUGAACAGACUAAAUCUGGACACAGAAUAUGUUGGUUCAACUUUGCCCUGUCUCCAGGAGAACGAUUCGACUUUUCCAUUUCCUCGAUAUCAGAUGAAUCCACGAGUCAGAAGCUUCAAAAGAGUAUUGUUUUAACACCUGCAUUCGAUUUCAAUGCAUUCGGAUUGACACUUCAAGAAUCAAAUGGAGGUAUUGAAUUGAUUUGGCCGAAGAGUGAGGUGUUCAUGUCGAGAGUCAAGGAUAUCUGGAACAAAGUUGUCGGAUCGGAUAGUCUUCUGAAUAUGAGAAUAACACCAAUUGGAAGCAUUGAUAAUACUGAUAAGACAUUAAAAUUUGAAACUUCUCCGAAGAAUUUGGAUCCUGUUUUUGCCAAGAAUCUUGUGAAAGGAGCAUGCUAUCGAGUCCAACUGUUCACUGUAACUAAAACUGGAAUUAUCUCGGAGACACGACACAACGAGACAAUCAGAAUGUCGAGUCCCGCUGUGAACGUUUCUUUGGAAAGUGUAACAAGGUCAUCAGCAACUCUUCGAAUUGUUUUUGCAACUCACCAUGAUUCGACAUCAAUUUCCAACUGUCAAAUGCAUAUCGUCGUACGGGAUAUGAACGGAAAAAGUGUGUUCGAUAAGCGAAUGCAACUCACUUCCACAUUCGCCCCACUUCUAAACCUGGACGGUCUGAGACCAUUUCACAAGUAUACGGUAAAUACUCAAAUCAUUUGUGGAGGUGGACAUGAGACGCCACAGUGUCCAGCUGCUACACGGACAAUGAGGCAGUUAUCGUUUUCAACGAGACAGGAUAAACCGGCCGCUGUGCAGAAUUUGAAAGUCGAACCGUUGAACUCCUACUCUGUGAUGCUCACUUGGCUACCACCAGCUAUGCCAAACGGAAUCCUGACCCAUUACAAUGUGAAUGUUACCAAAAUGGGAUCAGACGAGACCAGAACCAUCGAUGUCGGAGUCUCUUCGAAUCGAUCUGAUCACACUGUCCAAGUUAUCGUUGAUGAACUUUUCGGAGGACACACCUACAACUUCAGUGUCCGAGCUGUAACAGAAGCUGGAUUUGGAGAAACGUCUCCAGUGAUUCCAAGUGUUUCUAUGCCUCUGAUGGCCCCUCCAAAACCAACGGCGGCUCCGAUGAUAAUGAAAGAGAGUGUCGGAAGCCAUAGUAUGAUAGUUAGAUUCCCUACAACUAUGUUUGAUAAUAGGAAUGGUGAAAUCAAGCAAUUUGCUAUAAUAGUAUCUGAAACUACAGCUGACGAUUCCAUAAAUAGAUGGCUUGAAACGGAUAACGGAACUUAUACAUGGCAACAAGUUCAACGUUUCGAUGUUUGGCCGUCCUUUGUAGCGAAACUUCAGGAUAUCCAGAAAGUAAAACAAGACGCUGAUGUGUCGAUUUUCGAAGAAUUAGGUGACGACGAGAGUUGUCGAGAGGUUAGAGCGGAUCGAAUUUGCAAUGGACCUCUCCGAUCGGCAUCAAAGUAUCGCGUCAGAAUUCGUCUUUUCACUUCUCCAACACUUUUCACAGAUUCGCCACCCAGUCAAGUGAUGACCACCGCCUUUCUUUCUCCUCGAAGCUCAGCAACUCCUGCCAUCCCAUUUGUCACUGUCGCCAUCGUUCUGACAGUGAUCGUGUUUGCUGGCAUCGUCGGUACGGUCUUCCUUCUUUUCUGGAAUCGGACAAAGAAAGCGAGACAUAUUUUUAUUAGUAGAUCAAAUUGCAGACUCGCAGCAGCGGCAUUCAAGAACGGACCCUCAAAAGAGAAAGAGUCUCAGUGGGAGGCACUCAAAAUGAUGAUGGCAGAGAGAGCCGCCGACUGCCUUGCCAAGCUGGGCCUCGACGCGACGACACCGCCACCGUCAUCGACGACGACGAGCUCCAACUCGCCAACGUCAACCUCGACGACUAUGACGGACUGUGGCAGUAAUCCACACCUCGGAGCACCCAACGCCAAUGCUGGAGGACACCGACGAACGAGGAGUCUGCGGGAGCGGACAGGUGUCGAGCAUCGUCUCGAGCGUCUCUCGUCAGGACCAAUUCAUCGAACACCACUCUAUACGGUCGUCAGUGGAGCCAAUACUAAUAAAUCAAGACCAGUAAGACUCGAAGACUUCGCCGAGCACGUGCGACUGAUGUCAGCAGAUUCUGAUUUCCGAUUCUCUGAGGAAUACGAUAUGAUGCGAAACGUGGGUGUUGGACAAUCAGUCGCCGCUUCAGAAUUGACUGUAAAUCGACCGAAGAAUCGUUUCACCAACAUUCCUGCCUAUGAUCAUUCCCGUGUGAAGCUGUCAAAUCCGAAUAAUAUCGAAGGAGGCGACUACAUCAAUGCCAAUUAUGUUCCCGGAUUCUCGUCUCGUCGAGAGUUCAUUGCCGCCCAAGGUCCUUUACCAUCGACACGUGAUCACUUCUGGCAGAUGACGUGGGAGCAGCAGUGUCCAGCGAUCAUUGCAUUGACGAAGUGUGUGGAAAAGGGACGAGAUAAGUGUCAUCAGUACUGGCCGGAUCAUGAGAAUGUGCCUGUUUUGUAUGGAGAUAUUGAGGUAACGAUAAUGGCUGAAAAAGAGUACGAAGAGUUUGUGAUCCGAGAUAUUCGAUUGGAAAAAGUGGGUCCAGAAGGUCGAGCGACCCGAUACGUUCGUCAUUGGCAUUACAUGGCGUGGCCAGAUUUUGGAGCACCAGCCCAUCCGAACGGAAUCAUUCAAUUCUCUCGAAUGUUCCGACAUCAGCUACCACAUUCACCUCACAACGAACCAACGAUAGUACAUUGCAGUGCUGGAGUUGGUCGUUCUGGAACCUUCAUCAGCAUCGAUCGUCUCCUACAAACUAGUUCACUUGGAGAGCCAAUCGAUGUAUUUGGAACAGUUUGUGAGAUGCGAUAUGAGCGGUGUCAGAUGGUGCAGAAUGAACAACAAUACAUAUUUAUUCAUUAUUGUGUUCUUCAAGUCCUUCAAGGAUCUUCUCCAUCACCCACGUCAUCUUCAUCAGGUGCUCAUCACAACGCUGGUUUUGUACAAGAUGGAAUGAUGGUCGAAUCGGGAUUCUGA
Molecule: messenger RNA, 4158 nt
Organism: Caenorhabditis briggsae
Lineage: Eukaryota; Metazoa; Nematoda; Chromadorea; Rhabditida; Rhabditidae
Gene: Cbr-dep-1
Product: Protein CBR-DEP-1
Exons: 17
Coding region: 1-4158 (1385 amino acids)
Biological process (GO): protein dephosphorylation
Molecular function (GO): protein binding; protein tyrosine phosphatase activity
Source: RefSeq, a predicted model, not a curated record